This is a messenger RNA of Closterium sp. NIES-67, 1312 nucleotides long. NCBI's taxonomy places the organism in Eukaryota, Viridiplantae, Streptophyta, Zygnematophyceae, Desmidiales, Closteriaceae. The record is from the annotation of a GenBank genome assembly.
UCGCACCCAAUCGCCUGAGCCGCCUGCUCCUCCCCCCUCGUCCUCCCCUCACCCUCAGUCCAGAUCAUCCCUCCCUAGCUCCUCCCAACACUCUUAGCCCUAAUCCACUAUUUAAUCGGAAUCCCUUACCAGUCUCUCACCUGUCUCCUCCCCUUUCCAGUAGCUCCAUCAAGUCCACCUCACUUCAACCUUCACCCCACCCUUCACCCCACCCUUCACCCCAUCCUUCACCCCAACACAUCGCCUCAACUCCAUCUCUUCAACCAUGCUUCGUUCGCUCGCUAGCAGGCGGUUUUCUGCCGCACGGUCCGUGGCGGAUCGACUCUUUCGCCCACUGGCUGCAGCCUCCGCGGCAGCAGAUGCAGGUACCGUUCCACUCAGCCAGCCCGCCGGUCCUGCCGUUGGCCAGAUCCCUGCGUCUUUCUCGUUGGGGGCGAUUCGUGCGAUCAGCGGGAGCACGGUGGCCCCAUCGGUGUACGACGUGGGGCACUCGACGAACAUCAAGUGGCACGAGGCCAAAGUCAGCAAGGACGAGAGGCAGCGCCUUCUAGGGCAACGCGGGUGCGUGAUUUGGAUGACGGGGCUGAGCGGCUCGGGCAAGAGCACCCUGGCGUACACGCUGGAGCACGCGCUGAUGGAGCGAGGGCGGAUCGCCGUGGUGCUGGACGGCGAUAACGUGCGGCACGGGCUCAACAAGAACCUCGGCUUCACCGCGGCGGAUCGUGAGGAGAACAUUCGGCGAGUCGGCGAGGUGUCGAAGCUUUUUGCCGAUGCCGGCAUCAUCACCAUCGUCAGCUUCAUUUCGCCCUACACCAAGGACCGGCAGGCGGCGCGGGCGCUGGUGGAGGCGGGCGAGUUCAUCGAGGUGUACAUGAAGAUCCCGCUGGCCGUGUGCGAGGAGCGCGACCCCAAGGGGCUCUACAAGAAGGCGCGCGCGGGCCAACUCAAGGGCUUCACUGGCAUUGACGACCCGUAUGAGGAGCCCGAGGCAGCUGAGCUGGUCAUUCAGGUUGCCAAGGAAGACGGGGUGCUGCAGCCACCAGAGAAGAUGGCCGCUGACCUCAUUGAGUACUUGGACAAGAGGGGCAUUCUAUCUGGUCCCAAAUGACAGGUUGAACAUGCUGCUUGUUGCCCCUCACCGCCACACCGGUAAUUAUGCCACGGAGAAGCAUGUUAUUGACAAUGGCUGGUCCGAAUGUACCCUUGUUGCUCUGGAAAGCAUAGUAACAGACUGAGAAAUGAAACGGUAAAGAGUUGAGUUGAGACUUCAACUGUUAAAAAGUAAGCUAAGAUCUAGUAGGAAGGAAGGUGU